Brachypodium distachyon (stiff brome) is the source of this 1530-nucleotide messenger RNA. RefSeq lists its product as uncharacterized. The transcript has a single exon. The coding region runs from base 365 to 1345 and encodes 326 amino acids. NCBI's taxonomy places the organism in Eukaryota, Viridiplantae, Streptophyta, Magnoliopsida, Poales, Poaceae. The record is from RefSeq and is a predicted model, not a curated record.
AGCUACGUACCUAGCAAUCUUGUCUCCACCGAUAGCACCAUCUGCUCACACUGCAAAGAUACCAGAGGCGAAGUUGGGAAAUCCACCCGAACUCCCGUCAGUUAAACCAUCCCCAUCUGACACUCUACAAGCAACAUGAGCACCACGCCAACAUCCAUUCAGUGAUCGAGGCAGAGCAUAAGAUGAGUGAGCAGGAGGAGGAGCCCAUGGAAAGAAGCCAUCAUUAGGCAGUGGCAAAUGCAGCAUGCACACUGACACUGUCGUUAGCAGCAGCAGGUCAAGAAAGAGGAGGAGAAGAAAGCACCCCUGAUCGUCAUUGUAGCAUAAUUAGGAGGAUUUGAUUUGAUUGAUCCGGCAGGCAGCCAUGUCGAGCUUGACAUGGAAGGGUUCCCAGGCGGGCAGCAGCAACAUCACCCGGCAGAUCCUCAAGUGCACCCGGUGGCAGCUGGAGGAGACCACCGACUUCAUCACCUGCCCCUACCACUACUACUGCGACAGCGCCUACCCGGGCGACUUCUCGCCGGCGAUCGGCGUCCUCGCAGCCGUCUUCGCCGCCUACUGCCUCCUCUCCACGGCGUCCUUCGCCGUGGCGGGGAUCAUCAGAAGCAGCAACGCUAGCACUAGCAGCACGGCGUUCUCCGGCGUGAUCGGGAGGAUCAAGCGGAAGUACCUGAUCCCCUCGGGCCCCUUCCUGCUGCCGCUGGUGCUCCUGGUCCUGGCCAAGGGGCAGCGGAUCAACGGCCCCGUGUUCCCGGUCGCCCGGCUCGGCCCGGCAUUGCUGCUCACGCUGCAGGCAUCCGCGCUGGCGUUCCCCAACGAGGCCGAAGGGGACGUCCGCUACGCGGUCCUGGAGGCGUCCACCGUGUCCGGGAUCCUGCACGCCUGCCUCUACCUGGACGCCGUGGUGCUCCCCUACUACACGGGCACGGACGCGCUGCGGCGGUCGUCCAGGUUCUCCGGGGAGUGCGCCACGUGCCUGUGCCGGAUGGAGCCGCUCGUGGUGGGGGGAGCCACGGUGCUCUACAGGGGGCUAUCCAAGACGGCGCUGGCCAUCAUCUUCGCGCUCUGCGCCAGGAUGGUGUGCCGGAUCUACGGGGAAGAGCGGCUCAGCGCAUGGACCAGGACGGCGCUCGAGGCCGCCAGCUGGGUCUUCGUGUCCGGCGACGCCGUCUACCUCGUCGGUUGGGCGCUCGUCGAGGGCGUCGCGGCAGGGGUGGCGGCCUACGGGCUCGUCGCCGGGCUCGUCUUCUUGUGUGUGUUUGGGAAGGUUUACAGAUUCUUGGCGUGGGUGGACAACAGGCAGGUCCAGUGGAAACCAAGCCUCAGUUGCCACAAUGUGGUUUGAUCAUUCCUCUCUUUUUCUCUUCUUUUCUUUUUUGGGAAAGGUUCCUGUCUCUGGUUUCGGAGAAAACUGUAAAGCAUCAUAACCAAUUAAUUCAGGUUUUGUGUUUAUACAAGGAAAAUUGUAAAGCUGCAUAAUUUUGCCGCUCAAGUUUCAAACUUAGGCAAUUUUAGGAUAUCUUUAUAUCA